AUGACAUUUAAUGCUGCUGACACAUCUUCUGUAGGAGGCAGUUUCAAAAAUCCCAGUGAUUUCCACCUCCUGGUUCAUUCAUUUUGUGUGUGUUUUUUCCCUCACCUUGGUUGUCUUUUGCAGAUUACAUCUCGUCUAGCAGAUGUGUUCAACCAAAGGUGUGAAGUGAACCGAAGGGCUUCUGUGAGUGGCUGUGUCAUUGACACCUGUGGCUGGGUCAAGGGCUCCAGUUACCAGGCCCUGGUGCAUGCAGCUUCAGCCUUUGAGGUAGAUGUGGUUGUGGUUCUGGAUCAAGAACGACUUCACAAUGAACUGAAACGGGACUUGCCCCACUUUGUGUGUACUGUGCUGCUCCCUAAAUCAGGGGGUGUGGUGGAGCGCUCCAAGGAUUUCCGGCGGGAAUGUAGGGAUAAGCGUAUCCGUGAGUAUUUCUAUGGAUUCCGGGGCUGUUUUUAUCCCCAUGCCUUCAAUGUCAAAUUUUCAGAUGUGAAAAUCUACAAAGUUGGGGCACCCACCAUUCCAGACUCCUGUUUGCCUUUGGGCAUGUCUCAGGAGGACAAUCAGCUGAAGCUAGUACCUGUCACCCCUGGCCGAGAUAUGGUGCACCACCUCCUGAGUGUCUGCACCGCUGAGGGCACGGAGGAGAACCUCUCUGAGACCAGUGUGGCCUUCAUCAUCGUGGUGACCAGUGUGGACCUGGAGCAUCAAGUGUUUACUGUUCUCUCUCCAGCCCCCCAUCCACUGCCUAAGAACUUCCUUCUCAUCAUGGAUAUCCGGUUCAUGGAUCUUAAAUAGAGAUCAGGGAGUCUUGCUGCCUGGGGCAUGGAGAUCUGUGGCCAUCACAGAGACAGAUGGGCUGAAGAGGGAGAGUCUUUUGAGGCCAGGCUGACCAGUAAAUGGUGGACUAGUAAAAAGCAUAUAUUCUACCUCUUAAAACAGGUGGUGGUAACUUAACUACUAAUCUUGAGCCAAAAGGAAAACCAUGAGACUAUGAUUGGUUUCUUAGAUCACCUAAGGUGCCACUUCAAAUUCUCUAAGGCCCUGGAGAAUCCCAUUUCUUUAACCAGGUACUGUGUGGACUCAUUUUUUAAAAAAAUCA
This is a messenger RNA of Myotis brandtii (Brandt's bat), 1099 nucleotides long. Its product is annotated as polyribonucleotide 5'-hydroxyl-kinase Clp1. Gene Ontology annotation, cellular component: nucleus. The coding region runs from base 1 to 795 and encodes 264 amino acids. Gene Ontology annotation, molecular function: polynucleotide 5'-hydroxyl-kinase activity. The transcript has 2 exons. Gene Ontology annotation, biological process: tRNA splicing, via endonucleolytic cleavage and ligation. Lineage: Eukaryota; Metazoa; Chordata; Mammalia; Chiroptera; Vespertilionidae. The record is from RefSeq and is a predicted model, not a curated record.